CAACCCUGUGCGUAAAAGACAUUUUGGACACUUGGAUACCCAAACGCUGCUUUUUAAGUACACUGCACAGCAAAAAAGUGUUCACACGCGGAAACAAUGACAUUUUAAGACAAUUCAAGCCCAGUUUGGUUUAAAUGAUUCAUCUUUGACUUUCUUUUGACGCGUGAAAACCAGAAGUUUUCUGCUCGGUGAGGACUCUGCACGGACCAGCGUCAGAUGACCAGGACUCUCCAGAUCCACAGGUCAAGGAGUUCUUCUUUCUCUUUCAUUGAUUUUAGCCAUGUGUGCUUUCAGUAGUUGGAGCUAAAAGUGCAGAACAAGUCUUAGUGUGGUUGUGAGGGGGUGAGGGAGAGUGUGCGCGCGCUCCCGGACCAGAAGAGGAGAAAAUCUGGGAGAGAGGAGGAAGAGCAGCGGCGUGUCCAAGGAUGACUUUAGGCACGGAUAUGUCCGACAGCUCUGCAUUGUCCGAGGACGUGGACAUCGACGUGGUUGGGGGUGAUAUUUCCGUGGGGAAGGACGGGAAGUACAUUCACCACGAGUUUAACUUGGACAAUGACUCGGACGAUAAUUACUCCCAGAACGCGGCCGAGAGGGUUUCCUCCCCCGGGCUCAGCAGCUCCGAUUGCCCGUCAGACCAGAUGAGCUCCAGCGCAGAGGUGGGCUCCGUGAUCGGCGAGAAACCCCGGAAAAGCGCCCUCGUGAAGCCCCCGUACUCUUACAUCGCUCUGAUCACCAUGGCCAUCCUGCAGAGCCCCAAGAAGCGCCUGACUCUGAGCGAGAUCUGCGAGUUCAUCAGCAACAGAUUCCCUUACUACCGGGAGAAAUUCCCCGCGUGGCAGAACUCCAUCCGUCACAAUCUUUCCCUGAAUGACUGCUUCGUGAAAAUCCCACGAGAGCCAGGCAACCCCGGAAAGGGCAACUACUGGACCCUUGACCCGGACUCCGCGGACAUGUUCGACAACGGGAGCUUCUUGCGCAGGAGGAAGCGCUUCAAGAGGCACCAAGCGAAUGAAAUCCUCAGGGACUCCGGUGGCUUUCUGCCCGGCUUUGGAUACGGUCCUUAUGGAUACAACUACGGACUCCAGCUGCAGAACUUCCACGCAGCCCACAACCCGUAUCACCCACACCACACAGGUGGUUCUUUCCCCUUCCCUAACGCGCCCUGCACCUUGCCCUCAUCCGCCUCUAUAUUUCCUGCUCCACAUCCUCUCCCUGCCCUUUUAGGAGCUGAUCUCAGAAAACCCUUCUACCCACAACUAAGCCCGUCUUUACCCCCUCUCAAAGCGGACUCCAGCACCCCGAGCCGGCCUUCUUUCUCCAUUGACAAUAUCAUCGGCGCUGCGGCCAACUCCUCCACCUCUUCCUACGGCGCGCAGCCGAGCAGCCAGGCGCAGAUCCUGGCCAUGUUGACCCCGGCUCUGGCCUCAGCUUCCAACCAUUUGAACCUUUCACAGGACAGCAUAUUAACCCCACAGGGUCAGACUUUUACCAGCAAAACCCCCAACCUGAACACCUGCCCUUUUUAGAAACAAUGGCGCUUAAAUUGUUUAAUUAAAACGCCACUUGUGGCGUCAUCCUGUGUGAAGGUAGGCUGGGCAUUCUUGGUGAAAUAACGAGUUUUUGCUCUCAAAUUUCCCUCGAGGAGAAAAAGGUUUAUUUAUGUUUGUAAAUAUGUAAAAUAUUCAGAGACAAAAGCGAAAGAGAGGAUCUUUGGCCUGCAGUCUGGCGUGGUGUGGCCUUUACGCGUCAGCGUGAGAGAAAAAAAAGAUCCUGAAAGUGUCAGUCAAUUUGAAGAAUAUCUAUAAUUAAGAUUUUUAUUAUGAUUUCUAUUGUUUUUAUUUUGUGCAUCGUGAGAAACUGGCACUGUUGAUGUUGACAUAGUCUGACAGAGAGGGCAAACUCAGGUUUUUACUUUUAGAAAGCACAUGGAGACAAAUGAGGGGGGAGUUUCUGACAACAACAAAAAAUCCCACUAACCCCCCUCUGUUUGUCUCCUCUUCACGGUGAACUUGUGACAAAAGUAUCAUUUCAUGUUGUCGUUGGACACCUUAGGCUUUGUGGGGGUUUUUGGGUAUAAAAGAGCGCAUUACCUCUCAACCUUUUUAAUUGUUGUUCGUUUCUAUUUCACGACUGAAUCUGUGAAACAUAAAGUCUGUCAUGUGUUGCCAGUAGAGGAAGACACUUAAA
This is a messenger RNA of Cheilinus undulatus (humphead wrasse), 2187 nucleotides long. It is a transcript of the gene foxd2, whose product is annotated as forkhead box D2. The coding region runs from base 426 to 1526 and encodes 366 amino acids. Gene Ontology annotation, biological process: cell differentiation; anatomical structure morphogenesis; regulation of transcription by RNA polymerase II. The transcript has a single exon. NCBI's taxonomy places the organism in Eukaryota, Metazoa, Chordata, Actinopteri, Labriformes, Labridae. The record is from RefSeq and is a predicted model, not a curated record. Gene Ontology annotation, molecular function: RNA polymerase II cis-regulatory region sequence-specific DNA binding; DNA-binding transcription factor activity, RNA polymerase II-specific.